Messenger RNA from Teleopsis dalmanni, 2093 nucleotides. RefSeq names its product dentin sialophosphoprotein-like. The coding region runs from base 211 to 1809 and encodes 532 amino acids. The transcript is spliced from 2 exons. Lineage: Eukaryota; Metazoa; Arthropoda; Insecta; Diptera; Diopsidae. The record is from RefSeq and is a predicted model, not a curated record.
CAUUACUAAAUUCUUAUUGAAAUUACAUCUGAGGUAUAUAUAAUACUCGAGUCUAUGAAUAUAUAAUCUUUGGUGUUUCGAAGAAACAAUAGAGGCAAAAAGGUCCGUUGAACCCCUAAAAUGUUUCAAAGUCUUUAAAGAGUAUAAACUAGAAGUAUCAAUCUAAAUGUAAUAAUACGACUAAACUACACACCGUUACGGUGGUUUAAUAUGGAUAACUCUAGGCCAAAACCUGCAAGUGGUACUUCUAGACACUAUACAAUAGCUGAUUCUUCUAGACGAAAUAAUGUUGAUCCUUCGAGACAAAAUCCUUUGCGACGACAUAAUAUUAUUUUUUCAACACAUGAUAGAGUUGAUUCUUCCAGACCAAAUAAUGCUCAUUUUUCGAGACAAAAUAGAGUUGAUUCUGCCAGACCAUAUAAUGUUGAUUCUUCGCGACAAAAUAAUGUUAAUUCGUCAAGAGAAAAUAGAGUUAAUUUUUCCAGACCAAAUAAUGUUCAUUUUUCGAGACAAAAUAAUGUGGAUUCUUCGAGACAAAAUAGAGUUAAUUCUUCCAGACCAAAUAGUGUUGAUUCUUCGCGACAAAGUAAUGUUAAUUUUUCAACACAAGAUAGAGUUAAUUUUUCCAGACCAAAUAAUGUUCAUUUUUCCAGACAAAAUAAUAGUGAUUCUUCGAGACAAAAUAGAGUUAUGUCUUCCAGACCAAAUAGUGUUGAUUCUUCGCGACAAAGUAAUGUUAAUUUUUCAACGCAAGAUAGAGUAAAUUUUUCCAGACCAAAUAAUGUUCAUUUUUCGAGACAAAAUAAUAUGGAUUCUUCGAGACAAAAUAGAGUCAUUUCUUCCAGACCAAAUAGUGUUGAUUCUUCGCGACAAAGUAAUGUUAAUUUUUCAACACAAGAUAGAGGUAAUUUUUCAAGACCAAAUAAUGUUCAUUUCUCGAGACAAAAUAAUAUGGAUUCUUCGAGACAAAAUAGAGUCAUUUCCUCCAGACCAAACAAUGUUGAUUCUUCGCGACAAAAUCAUAUGAAUUCUUCGAGACAAAAUAGAGUCAUUUCAUCCAGACCAAACAAUGUUGAUUCUUUGCGUCAAAAUAAUGUUAAUUUAUCGACACAAAAUAGAGUUAAUUAUUCCAGACAAAAUAAUAUUGAUUCUUCGACACAAACUAUAGCUAAUUCUUCUAGUCAAAAUAGUGUUGGUAGUUCAGGACAAAAUUAUAUUGAUUCUUCGACACAAACUACAUUUAAUUCUUCGAGACAAAAUAGUGUUGGUGGGUCAAGACUAUAUCAUAUUGAUUCUUCGACACAAACUAUAGCUAAUUCUUCUAGUCAAAAUAGUGUUGAUUCUUGGAGACUUAAUAAUAUUGACUCAGAUAAUACUUCCAGAGAAAUUGCAGCUGAUAGUUACCGACAAAAUACAACUGCUAACAAUAGCGCACAAAAUAGAUCACAUAACUCAAAUGACUCAAAAACCCAGAAAAAUCUUAAAAGCUCAAGAUCAUUUGUUUAUCCAGCUUCCAAAGCACCGCUACCACGAAGAGAUGAGUUUACAGCACCUAAACCAGUACCGUCAUUAGUAUACCGAAAUUAUAAUACAAGGAGAAGGGCAGCUACAAAUUCAAGUAGCGGUAGAAGGACAACUGCUAAUUUAGAAAGACAACGUCCUGCAUCCAGUUCGAAUAUUCAAAACACAAGUUCUAGUAGACCAACACAAAACACGAUGACAAGAUCUGAAAGACGAAAUGAAAUUAGAUCAAUACUUAAAACUGAAAACUCAAAACAGAAGAAUAACAAACAUGUCAGAUUUUCAUAAUUUCAUGAUAAGACCAAUAAAUAAUCAAUGUUGUAAAGGUUAUGACUUUCAGGCAGUAAGUUCAUUUUCCUACCUAAAUCUCAAAAGGACUAAACUUAGUUUCAGACAAACCGUACUUUUAAACAAUUGGCAAUAUACAAUCUCAGGUACAUGGAAUACAAACUGAAAUAACCACAGUUUAACAAAAUUCACACAAAGUCAAGGAAAUGAACAACGCUUUAAUUUUAUAUAUAACCUCCUCAUGAAAAUAAUUUUCCACAUUUACAAAAUAUAACAAAGACCUU